GAAAGCCAACUUAUUUUGUCGAUAGAGUUGGAUGGCCUGAGUAGUCAUAGCGAUUCAGAUCCUUAUGUUCCGAAUACGAUGGUAGCCAGCAGUCCCAUAUAUGGCUGCUGCACGUUCUUAUGCCUUGCGUCGUCAAAUGGAUUUACGUUAUGUGUUUCUCGUUGUUCCGAGAUUCAGAUUUUAACGUUCGACAAGAAUUGGAAGUUCCUAGGUAUUAUCCAGAAGAUACCAACAAGCGUUCCACUGCUGUGGUUGAGCAGCGUAAGUGAUGCGGCCAUUUUUGGUGGCAGUGGAACUGUGUUCAUGGAAAUCACCGACCAGGGCACUCGAGAUUUAGCUGUCCCGCUGUCACAUCUUUAUUUCGAAGAAACUAUAUGUAUGGGUAAUGCGAUCAAUGCGCAUAUUGUUUGCACUGACCCUCUCGAAAUAUUGGUAGUUUUCUCAAGUUGUGCAUUGUUCCUCGACUCUAACGCCAGCAUCACAAGGCCCGGCGCUUUCUUCUGGUCAGGAGAAGUUCUCCAGUCCGAAUACGCAAACUGCCGACUUUACGCCUUUUUCGAUGACGGUCUGAAGGUCUACAGAGUAAAAGCUUGUGACAGGGCAGAUAUGUCGUUGUUGCUGAUUCACCAUGAGAAUGUGAAAGAACCCAAACUUCUUGGACGUAACUUUGGUGUUUUGGCGGCGGCCACUAAUGACGAUGCCAUGGAGAUUUUCGUGGCAAUUUAA
Soboliphyme baturini is the source of this 726-nucleotide messenger RNA. NCBI's taxonomy places the organism in Eukaryota, Metazoa, Nematoda, Enoplea, Dioctophymatida, Soboliphymatidae. The record is from the annotation of a GenBank genome assembly.